CAUCGAGGAGCGCCGUGCCAGCGGCGCGAGCACAGCGACGGCGGAGCUCGUCCUUGCCAGCGGCACGGACGGACGAACACCGUCCGCUCUAAAUAUAUGAGUAUACAGUCAUGCACGAUUCUCGGAACUGAUUGUUGAAACUCGUCGCUCUCUCCUCCAAAAACUCUAAAAGCAAAGGUGAAAUGGCAGAAAUAUAAAAGUUUCAUACACAGUUACCUUCUGAUUCACAAUUGCUGCUUCCACUUUGAGCUGCCGAUUCACAAUUACUGCUUCGUCUUUUCCUUCUCAGAUCUGCAAUCACUAUUUUGUGCUUCCGUUCUGCUCUCGAUGCUCUGUCGCCAUGCUUAUAUAUCUGAAUGUGUUUUGGUCUCAUACAUUUGGUACGAAUUGGGGAUUUUUGCUACUUUAUCAUUUGUUCGUGAAAAAAUGAUUUACUUUCUAAACCAGUAGUGUUUCUCUUUGGUAAUCGUAGAAAAAUGAAUCGCCAAUCAUCAUCGCCAUUAUUGUGGCGCCGGAGACUUUCUUCAUUUACGGCGGUGUUUGCCGUUACUUCCGUGUUGCUACUCACUGGAAUCUACACUACAGAUAAAAAAAUCAUGAAGUUAUGGCCAGUUUUAUCGGAGACGAAGAUCAAGAGCUCAACCUCAAUCACCGGGAAUAACCACCAGAUUGUCUCUCUCUCUCAUCGCAAGCUGCUAAACAAUGGAAAGGGACGUGAGAGAGAAAAGGGAGCGGUGGAGCCAAACAGGAUAUGGAGCGACCAGUGCUCGAAAUCGGACAUAAUGAUCAUCCAAGGCGCGACGGAGGCGCUGCCGAACGGGAUUCCGGUGUACACGGUGGAGAUCAGCAACACCUGCGUCUCCGGCUGCGACAUCUCGGCCAUCCACGUCAGCUGCGGCUGGUUCAGCUCCGCCCGCGUCGUGAACCCUCAUGUCUUCAAGCGGCUCCGCUUUGACGACUGCUUGAUUAACGACGGGAAGGCGCUCCGUAACGGCAGGACACUCUCUUUCCAGUAUGCUAACACGUUCCGUUACGCCCUCUCCGUCUCCUCCGUUAGGUGCUCGUGAAUAUAUGAGAGAUGUAUAUACAGAGUAGAGGCAGAUCAAAUACUACUAGUUCAGUUAUGAUUUUGGUUUAAGAAAAAACUCUUUUUUUUCGUGAAAAAAAUGUAAAUGGGGUUUUGAUUGAU
Molecule: messenger RNA, 1189 nt
Organism: Salvia splendens (bonfire salvia)
Lineage: Eukaryota; Viridiplantae; Streptophyta; Magnoliopsida; Lamiales; Lamiaceae
Product: TPD1 protein homolog 1
Exons: 3
Coding region: 477-1067 (196 amino acids)
Biological process (GO): cell fate determination
Source: RefSeq, a predicted model, not a curated record